Messenger RNA from Lolium perenne, 1881 nucleotides. Lineage: Eukaryota; Viridiplantae; Streptophyta; Magnoliopsida; Poales; Poaceae. The record is from RefSeq and is a predicted model, not a curated record.
AUGGUGACGACCACAACAGAGGAAGACCUCACAACUCACCAGACCCCCACGUUGAGCACGUUCGGGGCCCCAACUGCUGCCCCCACGGCGGCCUUGUGGCCGGAUACCUUGAGCACCGACGACACACCCUCCACCUGCUCGUCCACCGCCGCAUGCCUCUCUGUCAUCGCCCGACGCAGCGUGUCCUCCAAGAGUGCUUCCCCGGCUAUGGAGGAGAAGUACGUGUUCUGCGACGGCUUCGAACCCUGCCCCGCCCCUGCCUCGCCCGUCCCGGCCGGCCCCGCCGCCGCGCUGCCGCCGGCCGCCGCCGCCGGCCCCCGCCCGCCCACCACCGCCAAGGCGCGCCGCAUGCUUCGCCCAGCGCCGCGCGCCCGCACUCGCCCGACGCUCGCCCGCGCACGCGCGCCCGCACCCGCCGACGCUCGCCUCGCGCCGCGCGCACGCACCCCGCGCUGCUCGCCUAGCCGGCGAGCACGCGCGCCCGCCUCGACCCCGCACCCGCCCGGCCGCCUGCUAGCCCCACCCGCGCCCGCAGCGCUCACCUCGUCCCGCAGCCGCUCGAUUGGGUGCGUGCAGGAGCUCGAUUUGGCGCGAUUGGAAAAUGCUCUGGAAUCAGAGGCCAAGGGCGCCAUGGGGUGCAGCCAUGCAGGCAGAGUUCGCCGCGCACCCAUUGACGUUCCCAACUGCCGCACCAGAUCCUGCAUGCCGAGGACUAUGGUGCUAGAGUCCGACAGCAGCCGCGGAAUCUCCGGUGGAGGCGGAGGUAGGUGGGAUCCGUGGAGCGACGCCGUGCUCGGCCUGCAUCAACCUGAAGUGAGCCCGGCCAGCGUCGAUCAAGCCAAGGAGCGUUUUCCUCGCAUUGCUGCAGAGAAACGAGGCCCUCGCCAGAAGCGGGAUCUUGACGAGGAGGACCCUGAUCCUUAUAUCCAUUGGACCGACCUCAAGAUGGGCCGCACCCACACCUCGCGCCCCGGUAACUUUUCAUCCGAAGCUACCGGUUCCGAUGACGAUGUCACUAUCCUUGAGGCCGAGGUUGGCCGCGAGUACCUGGAUAAACUCACCUCCCAGGGCAAGAAGAACAAGGCUCCGGCUCCAGAGGUCGGCUCAAGCCAAGGCCCUCCCGCCAAACGCUCCCGGACGGAAGUUGUUGGAGGGAAAGAGGUAGGCAAGAAGCGCUACCAAAGGAAACAGAUGCCAGUCGCUUCCGGCCCUGCACUCAAGCUCUCCAAGAGCGCCAGCGAUCACCGCGCAGAGGAGGACCACCUCUCCCCUCUAGGAACACAAGAUACCGACGCCAGCAACAUCGGCACCGAUUCUGAAGCUGCUGGGAGGGCGGAACCUCAGGUUCCUCCCGUCCUGAAAAGAAAGAAGAAGAAGACUGCGGAUUCCUCCCCUUCUAAGUCCGUGCCGGACUCUUCUGCGCCGGCAAGCUCUACUCCGGGUCAGGACGCACCCGACGCCCGCUUGCCACCCAAGACUUCGCCCGCGUCUCCACCAGAAGCUCCCAUCGUCGAGCCAACUGGGGCCAUGCCGACGCCGCCGCCAAACCAAGGACCUACUGUGGCUGAGCCCACACCAUCUCCAAGCCAAGGGCCCGCUGCGGCCAAGCCGACGCCACCGCCAGAAGGCACCAAGCCCCUCAAGCCGGAAACUUUUAAGGGGAAGGCCACGGCUUCCGGCACUCCUAAGUCUGGCUCGCAGCAGUUGGUGCUGCACGCCGGCCGCGCCGCUGUUGUGGCCGAAGAAGCGGCCUCUGCUAUCCCGGAAGCCUCCAUUGAGGCCCUCAAGGCCCAGCUCAGCACCCUUCAAGGUGAAAAGGAGCAGCUUAUCCGGGAGAUCGUAAUGCUCUGGAUGCCCAGGAGCUCAUUUCCAGGGGGCUGA